This is a messenger RNA of Hemicordylus capensis (graceful crag lizard), 6948 nucleotides long. It is a transcript of the gene ST8SIA6, whose product is annotated as ST8 alpha-N-acetyl-neuraminide alpha-2,8-sialyltransferase 6. Gene Ontology annotation, molecular function: alpha-N-acetylneuraminate alpha-2,8-sialyltransferase activity. Gene Ontology annotation, biological process: oligosaccharide metabolic process; N-glycan processing. Lineage: Eukaryota; Metazoa; Chordata; Lepidosauria; Squamata; Cordylidae. The coding region runs from base 172 to 1386 and encodes 404 amino acids. The transcript has 9 exons. The record is from RefSeq and is a predicted model, not a curated record.
GGACCCUGUAGUGCUGCCCAUCGCCGCCCGCCCCUCUGCCCGCCGCCGCCGCCGUGCUGACGGGGUCGCCUUCCUCGCUGCCGCCGCGGGGGGCUGCUCCUUCUCGGGCUCUGCUCGCCGGCCAGCAGGUGCUCCUCCUCGGUCCCAGCUCCCCAGGCAGGCAGGCGCACCAUGCGGGCGCUCCUUGCCCUCGCCGCUCUGCUCGGCAGCCUGCUGCUCUUCCUUUGCCUCGCGUGGCUUUCCGCCGAUGGCUCUUGGAGCGCGAGGGGCUGGGAGAAGGAGGUCAAAGCCACCCGCGAUGGGGUCCCCCGAGUGAUGAGGUCCCUCAGAGCUCCUCCUGCCACAUCAGUCCAGCUUGCAGCUCCUCAGAUGGACACCAACAGAACAACUGCUAAUCAAACUGGAAUCCGGAAGUCUGAGCAAGCCUCAAAAUGCAAAGAGAUGUGGAGCAACAAUUGGUCUUCCUCUAUCAAGAAGAAAAGGUAUUCUGAAGACUAUUAUUUGCAGAUAGUUGGAAAACUGCAGAACUGCACAUGGAACAGGAGGCCACAAGAAUACGCCAAAUUUAAGUCAGAGCUUGCCACGUGCUGUGAUGCUGUUCACAAUUUUAUUGCUUCUCAAAACAACACCCCAUUGGGAAGCAACAUGAGUUAUGAAGUGGACAAUAAAAAAACCAUCCACAUCACAGAGGAAAUAUUCAAAAUGCUGCCUGAGGCACAGCCUCUGGGCUCUCCCUUCAAGAACUGUGCAGUGGUUGGAAAUGGGGGGAUUCUAAAGAACUCCAGUUGUGGAGCAGAAAUCGAUCAAUCUGACUUUGUUUUCAGAUGCAACCUUCCUCCGACCAUGGGAAGCAUCAGUCAAGAUGUUGGCAAUAAAACCAACCUUGUGACCAUCAACCCGAGCAUUAUAGCACAGAAAUAUAACAAGCUGAAUGAAAAGAAGGCCACCUUCCUGGAAAACAUUGCAAGUUAUGGAGACACUUUCCUUUUGCUACCAGCUUUUUCCUUCAGGAGCAACACUGCCACUUCUUUCAAAGUACACCACACACUUAGAGAAUUCAAUGCAAAGCAGAAGGCCAUAUUUUUCUAUCCUAGAUACCUCAAAAGUCUUGCUCAGUUUUGGAGGACUAAAGGUGUCAAAGCCUACCGGUUGUCUUCUGGCUUUAUGAUCACCAGUGCUGCAGUGGAACUGUGUGAGAAUGUGAAGCUAUAUGGCUUCUGGCCUUUCUCAAAAACCAUAGAAGGUAUUCCAAUCAGUCACCACUAUUACGACAACCAGCUCCCGAAGCCUGGGUUCCAUGCAAUGCCCAAAGAGUAUAACCAGAUCCUUCAGCUUCAUGGAAGAGGCAUCCUCAAGCUUCAGUUUGGCAAAUGUUGGACUGCCUAGGCUAAGUUUCAGAGUGACGAUUGCCAAGAAGAGAAUGUGUAUGCACCCCUGUGGUUCAGUGUUGGACUUGUUCAAAUAUCAACCUGUAAGCGUUAAACUGUGCUAUUAGAAUUCAGAAGUAUUUUGCACUUAAAGAUGGCGGUCUUUUUUCUUUUUACAUAGUGAGGUGUGUGACUAGAUUCUUGUAAACUGCUUUUUUACAUAAACAAAAUGUUCAAACCCCCAAAUAUUCAAUAUAGUUAACAAAGCACAAUCUCAGGAUGAUAGCUGUCAGUGUUGUUUGUAAGGUUCUUGCUCGUACAUUUAUUACAAUAUAUUUUAAAGUAUUUAUUGGUUUUGUAAUGGCAUCUAAAAUGGUAGGAAACUGUCUGCUUUUGUAGUAAGCCCUUGCAAUGACUUUGGACUUUGCCCCGGCUCCAUGCAGAAGCAGAUCUCCCACUUGCCUUACCUCUGUGCAGAGCAGUCUGUGCACAACACUGGGAGGGGCCUUAAAGGGAAGCACUGGGAGGGACUACAUUUCCCAGUAUUCCUUGUAUGCCUUCCUGCACAGCUUUCACAAUGUCAUUGUGGUUUCCCACAGCUUCACUUCCCCUUUAAGGGCCCUCUCAGGUAUUGUGGACAGACCACUCUACAAGGAGGUAAGCAGAGGAUGCAGCUGCUUCCAUGCAGGGUGAAGGGUGAGGUGCAAAUGUUUAGCCUUUGAUGCUUUGAAAAAUCUUUGCACAGGCCUCCUUAGUAGCUUGGUUUUAUGUGACUGCCCCGCCCCCUGUUUUUGUUUUACUAGCCUGCAAAUAUAAAAUACCAGAUGCUACAAGUUAAAACAAAGCCGAUUUCUGUGUAAAAACAUCAUCAUCAGUUGCUUACCAAAUCAAGUAUCGCAACAGAGCUUGAAUUCCUUUCUCUCAAGAUAAGCAGUAGGCAGGGAAGAAAGGGAGUAAUAUACCAGCUGCAACAAAUUAGCAAUUACAAGGUAAGGCAGGGAAGACAAGGGAGGAUCACAUACAAGUUUUGUUUUAACUCUGGUAACAUGUGGUAUUUUAUUUUUGCAUAAUAAAGAGGUCUUGGUGGAAGAAUUGCUUAGAGCCAAUAUGUGCAAUAGCAUUGCCAACUUAUCGCCUGCAAAGAGUUCUACAUGGUUGUAUAUUCAACCCGCUUGCGUUCUGAAGUGGUAUAGUCUAGUGCAGGGCUACACAACUUCAGAUGUUGGACUACAACUCCCAUCAUCCCUGACUUGGCCAAUAGGGAUGGUGGAAGUUGUAGUUCAGCAACAACUGGAAGGCCAAAGUUGUGCAACCCUGGCCUAGUGGUACAGUUUAGCACCUGCUAUGUAAAUUAUGCUGUGUUCUGAAUAACCUUUUUAAAAUGAUGCUCAAGGGCUUCCUUUUAAAAGUGGAGAAAGGAUUUGAAUGACCAUUUGUUCCACAUCUGGUCCACUUUAGCAGAAGUUAACCUCAUCAUGAACAGCUGGGCUUAAAUGAGGAAGUGGCCCUGUUAUGUUUAAAUAUAGCUGCAGGUAGCCCCGUUCCUCAAAAACAUCACAUAUAGGAAAUAGGGUUAAUGGUUUCCUGGGCUGUGUUUCCAUCAAAAAAUCUCCCUUGAAGUAACUAUAUUCAUCUCUGAUAAUUAAAUGGCCAAAUAGUUCCUGGGGCAAAUAGCUGCUUCAGUGCACAAAAACAGCACAGGGGAAAUGGUGAUUCCCCCUUGCUGUGUGCCACUGUUCUGAGCCAGAUCAGAGGGUAGAGAUGUGCAGAACCGGCUUGAUCUCGAACCAGUCCGCCAUGGACCAGGGAGGUGGUUUGAUCAUGAACCAGACUGCCCUUCAGGAAAGGGGGCUGGUCCGAGAUCAAACCGAGCCAAACCCAUUUGGAAGUGAACUGGUUUCAUGGUUUGAGCCAGGCUCAAGUGAGGAUGGUGCCGGGUGGUGAGGCAUCUUUAGAAGUAAACGAGGGGUGAGAGGCAUCUUUAAAAGUAAAUGAGGUCCUUACUGGCAGUCCAGCAGUACCAAAGCUAUUUGGAGCAGCAGCCUGCAGCCCGCACCAGCAGUGAUGUGCGGCUCCAACACUCAUCUGGCCGACACACAUGCGCGGAGGCCAGGUGAGUGCUCAAUCGAGCCUGGGUUGAACUGGUUCAAUCUCGUUGGCUCAAGCCAACCAGCUGCCCAGUAGGUUUGACCAAACCAGUUUGCUGACCCGCGGUCCGGUCCAAAUGUGGUCAAAAUUUGGACCAAACUGGGGGGGAAAGGACCGUGCACAUGACUUUCAACAUAAAAGGGCCACUGCCAGCCCACUUCCUCAUGUAAGCUGUCCAUGACAAAUUUGACAUCACAUGCAAUUUAGUCCUCAGACUACACUGAGGACUGUUUUUCAAGCAGGGGCAAGGAACCUUCAAUGCGAGAGCCAUUUCUGUACUGCACUUUCCUCAGUGCUGGAAGGGCCCUCUAAGAGAGACAGAGCCCUCUCUUAAGAGCUCUAGGAGGAAAGCACUGGGAAGAGCUACACUUCCCAGCAUUCUGUGCACACCUUCCAAGAUGGUGCAGAGGCUCAAGAGGGCUCCGUUUCCUUGAAAGGAGCCCCCUAGCACUGAGUAGAGUGCAGCACAGCAGUUGCCUCUACAUGGUGCCCGGGGACUGUGCAAAGUAUUCAGCUUUGGCCGAAACUUCACACAGGAGGACCAGUAAACCAUUAGUUAAGGAGCCCCACUUGGGGUUGAUGGGAGGCACCACUGACCCUGGCCCUUACUAUCAAGAACACUGCAUUGCAUUGUCAGUUCUGUGUGUUUAAACCCAGAUUUGUUCUACCCAUGUAGUAAGCAAUGGAAGGGGUCUAAUUUUAAGAUCAAAGGGAUUGUCUGGGUGAGGAUUACAUAUCCUUUCCCUGCUCCCCGCUCAUACCUAAGUCUCCCUGCAGACUCUCCCCUAAGAUAAUCCCUCCACCAAGUGGGCUACAAUACCAACUGGGAGAAAAUCACCAUAUCAGGUGGACUACAGGGAAGUAAUCCACAGGCAGGGGAAGUAGGGGCCACGGUCCCAGACUCUAUCUUGUACACAUGUGAAUUGAGAUAUAUUUUAAAAGAUCUCUCUGUAUCUAUGUUGUAUAGAAGAGAUUCAAAUCUGGGCUCCUCAGUUUAAAUUCUUAAUAUUCAUUUCAUCAAAAUGCCUAUUAGAAUUAAAUUAUUUAAAAGCCUUGAUUAAAUUUCCUUUUAUUAACAUGAGCCAAGGGAAAAUAAAUUACGUAAUGUUAUCUAAUUUUUAAAAAACUAAGAUAUGUCCCAUGGCAGCAUUUUCAGACCAUUUGUAGAAUUCUAUUAAUCUAAGCAGGAACAUAGCCUCAGAAGCCAAGGAGAUCACUUUCCAGAUUGACUUUCUUACUCUAGGAAACAAAAGCUGAAGAGGACUCCUUUUUUUCGGGGUGUGCACAAAACUGGUUUGCCCGGUUCGGUUCGAGUCUGGAUCAGACUUGAACUGGAACGGGCAUGAAUCGGUUUUGGCACCCCCAACUAGAACCCUGUUUGGCUUGUGUUUGAGCUGGUUCGGGUCCAGGUUGUAAUGCUGGCCUCCGGGGGUGCUGCUGCAGCCGCGGAGGAAUCUCAGAAGGUUCCCCCUCCCCUGCCAGCCUCCCCCCGGACCAUUUUGGGACAGUUUGGCCCAUUUAUGGGCCUUUCCGGACCUCUGCCUGCUUGUGGUGGUUAUUUUGAAAGCUGUCGCACAUGCGCACUGGCCUAAAUUUGCAUGCCUGAGAUGCAAUUUUUUAAAAACCUUUUUUUAAACCCCCAAACCGGCCUGGUGUGUUCAGCUUGACUUGGAGCCAAGCUGAACCAAACUGGGCCCUGUUUGGCUUGAGGAUGAGCCUUCAAACAGGCCCAGUUCGAUGGCAAACCAGUUCAAAAUCGAACCGGUUCACACAUCCCUACUUUUUUGUUGUUGAUUUGCCUUACAUAGAUGCCUACAUAGAGAUCAGCAUGGAUGGCAUUAUUUAGGAAUAUAGGAAGCUGCCUUCUACUGAGUCAGACUAUUGGUCCAUCCAGCUUAGUAUUGUCUACCUAGACAAGCAACAGUUGCAGGCAGGAGUCCAAGGUGGCAUCUUGGAGAUGCCCGGGAGGGAACUUGGAACCUUCUGCUCUUCCCAGAGCAGCCCAUCUCCUAAGGGGAAUAUCCUACAUUGCUCACAUGUAGUCUCCCAUUCAAAUGCAACCAGAGCAGACCCUGCUUAGCAAUGGGGACAAUUCAUGCUUGCUACCAUGAGACCAGCUCUCCUGGUCUCUUUCAGGCUGCUUAUGAAGAUUUGACUUAUUUUCAGCCCCCAAGCAGAACACAGUGUGCCAGUCAUAUGAAUGAAAGGCGGGGUAUAAAUUUAACAAUAAAUAAAUAAAUAAAAUAUGUGGCAACCUGCCAAGAGCUCAGUAGACCCAUUUGUAGCCUACCUUCCCAAGGCAAGGCGGCUGAUGGGAUCACCAUACUUCUGUGUGCCGCCCCACUCUAGUAACUCUUGUGUUUCUAUUCCAGGACAAACCAAAUUCACAGCACACGGGAGGGGGUCCUGGCGAACCCCAAAGCCAUGGUGGGGAGUGCAAGUGGGGCUGUGGGGACUGGGGCCCAAGGCAUAUGGACUGGUAUUUGCUGGGUUGGAGGUUGCAAUCCCCAGCUCAACCAAUACCAGCCUGGGCACUUCGGGUUAACACUGCAGGUAAGAGUGUCUCUUGCAAGGCGAGAGAGAGCAAGGCAGCUGGGGCAGUGCAAGAAGCAUGAGAAGAAGCUGCAGCUGUGGCUUGUUUUCCACCCCAUAGCCCCACCUGUACCAGCAGCCACUGCCCCAAUGAUUUUUUAAUUUUUAUUUUUUUGCCAAUCUGCCAUGCUUUUUCAACAUUCUCCACCUGACAUUUCUGGGUUUGGACAACAGAGAAAUGGCAGGAAAUACUGGAAUGCAGCAGGAGUGCACACUCGCUGGAACCUCUGGUUCCUGCCUACUUACUUACAUGCUGGAGGCUGUGUGCAGCUGCCCAGUAUAACACUUGGGGGUCCUUUUCAUUUGGUUUCAGUGUCUACUGAAAGGAGUGUGCGUGUGAGUCUGUGUUGAGAGGAGGGUUGCCAUUUGGGGUUUUUAUACUUGAGAAUUAUAGUAGUUAUCUGGAGUCCCUGAACUCCUACAACUGUACCUGUACUGGGAUGUUCCUAAUAGAGUACAUUCUGCUACUGUUAUUUCCAAACAAAAAGUUUCUCAAGUGUACGGCCACUCUCAGCAUUUGAUGCUUCAAAAUCUUAAUGUGAUAUUAUUGUCUGUCUGCAAAUAUUGCUAAGCGUCUGACUAUAUUCAUGUAUGAAUAACUUGUGCGGCGUUUUGGGGAAAGGACAGUGCCAUCCUUCUGCUUUUUAAUCUCAAUUUGACUAUGAAGUUGAGUUUUGCCAUCAGCUGGACGAUGUCAUUGAUGCGUUGUAUUGAAGUGCCUCAGUGCCAAAGACUGUUUGCUUUCAUGGUUAUGAUGUGCGUGUUGGAUGUUGCGCCAAUUAGAUGUGAACUGGAAUAUUUUUGCAAUUUUUAUUUGAAAAUAAAAAACUUGUUAUAUUCA